Molecule: messenger RNA, 2905 nt
Organism: Macadamia integrifolia
Lineage: Eukaryota; Viridiplantae; Streptophyta; Magnoliopsida; Proteales; Proteaceae
Product: F-box/LRR-repeat protein 3
Exons: 7
Coding region: 508-2511 (667 amino acids)
Biological process (GO): SCF-dependent proteasomal ubiquitin-dependent protein catabolic process
Cellular component (GO): SCF ubiquitin ligase complex
Molecular function (GO): protein binding
Source: RefSeq, a predicted model, not a curated record
UAACAAACCCCACUUGACCUUUCGUCCCGUCCUCUCCCUGUCUGCGUCGCUGCAGGUUGUUGUCUCUUUCCUCUAUGAGAUUCGAGGAUCUCCGGUGAUUGCUAAUUGCUUUUUCUGAAAUCUGAUUGUCGCCAACCGAAACAGAGCUGAGGAAAGUAUGCAAAUGAAGCACAAUCGAUUUGGCCGGAGGAAUCGUUACGGCCUUUCUCAUCUCUUAUCUGAAACCAUUCAACAACCAAUUCUCCACUUUCGCCUCCUCUUCCUCUUCGUACCAACCUGAUUAGUGUUACUUCUUUCAGUUUUUCCUUUUUUCAUUUUUGGAGUUUGUAAUAGAAGAUCCAGAUUUCAGAUACAUCCCCCCUCCCCUCCUCCUUCCCCGUCGUCUAUCUAUCUAUCUAUCUAUCUAUCUAUCUAUCUAUCUUCUACUCUCUGAUCUCUUCUGGUGUGCAACUGAAACACUUGAAGUGGAAGUGCUGUUGGUACUGCUACACCAUCAUAUAUCAUCGUAUGACGAUGACGAUGAUGAUGAUGGAGGCUAUGGUGGCUAAAGCUUCUGUCCGUUUUCCUUCCAUACUGACUGUAUUGACUGAAGACCUGCUCUUACGGAUACUUGACAUGCUUAUUGAGAACUCCCACAGGAAAUCCUGGAGUUUGGUCUGCAAAGAGUUUCUCCGAUUGGAAUCCAUUCAUCGUCGAUCCCUUCGUGUAUUCCGUCACGAUUCUCUGCCUCGCCUCCUUCGCAGGUACCAAUUCCUUGACCUCCUCGACCUCUCCGCCUGCCCCUGCGUUGAUGAUGCCACCAUGGCUCUCCUUUUCGGAAGCCCAUAUAUCUCCUUCUCUGCUCGAUGGAUCAAAACCUUGGUUCUCUCCAGAACAUCCGCCUUAAGAUCGGGUGGCUUAGAGGUGGUGGUGAGGUCGUUCCCCUGUCUUCAGGAGAUCGAUUUGUCUUAUUGCUGUGGGUUUGGAGAUCGGGAUGCUUCGGCCCUCUCGCAUGCUCAAGGUUUGAAGGUUCUGAAACUGGUCAAGUGUUUGAGAGUUACGGAUUUCGGGUUGGCCAAGAUUGUUGUUGGGUGUGUUAAGUUGGAAAACCUGAGCUUGAAAUGGUGUUUGAAGAUCACAGAUCUCGGAAUUGAGCUUCUGUCGAAGAAGUGUACCGCCUUGAGAAUUCUUGAUCUCUCUUAUCUCAAGGUGACCAACAAAUCCCUUCAUUCUAUCUCUUCUCUCUGGAGACUGGAAGUUCUAUACAUGGUAGGAUGCUCUUCUGUGGAUGACGAUGGCUUGCAUUUCCUAAGUAACGGAAACCCUUCACUCCAGUGCAUUGAUGUAUCGAGGUGCAAUAAUGUGAGUUCACGAGGCUUACUUUCGGUUGUUAGAGGACAUAAGGGUCUGCAUCAGAUCACCACUGGUUACAGUUUUUCUGAGCUUUCCAAACCUCUUGUCUACAAACUGAGCGAGUUAAGAAACCUGAAAUCCAUUAAUGUUUAUGCGGCUGGAGUGUCUGAUUGGAGCCUUGAGAUCAUUGGCAACAAUUGCAAGCAUUUGGUCGAAAUUGGACUGAGCAAGUGCGCUGAGGUGACUAACUUAGGCGUCAAAAAGCUGGUCGCCAGCUGUUCUGAUUUGAAGAUACUUGAUCUUACAUGCUGCCAUUUAAUCACUGAUGCAGCGCUUUCUGCUAUAGCUGAUUCCUGUAAGAAUCUUUUGUGCCUCAAGUUGGAGUCUUGUAAUUUGAUCACACAGAUGGGUCUUGGUUGCCUUGGAUCAUGUUGCCUGCUUUUAGAGGAGCUUGAUCUCACCGAUUGUAUGGGUGUGAAUGAUGCAGGACUUGAGCAAUUGUCUAGAUGUAUGGACCUCCUGUGCUUAAAAUUGGGACUUUGCAUGAACAUAUCAGACAAGGGUCUGAGCCAUAUCGGACAUAAAUGCACAAAGCUGCUUGAACUCGAUCUAUACCGCUGCAAGGGCAUUGGAGACUAUGGAUUAGCUGCCAUUGCAAGUGGAUGCAAGAAGCUAAAGAAGUUGAACAUAUGUUAUUGUGUGGAGAUCAGCGAUGAAGGCCUAAAGCAUCUAAGCACUCUAGAGGAGCUAGUUGACUUGGAGAUGCGUAGCUUAUUGAAGGUCACUAGUGUGGGACUGACAGCUAUUGCAGUUGGGUGCAAGAGCCUGGCAGAAUUAGACAUGAAGAGGUGCUGUGGUGUCUGUGAUGCAGGUUUUUGGGCCCUUGCCCACUACUCACCAAACAUCCGGCAGAUAAACCUGAGCCAAUGCCGGAUUUCAGAUGUAGCGUUGUACAUUGCGAUGGGGAAAAUGAAAUGCCUACAGGUUGCGAAGCUGGUGCACCUCACCCAUGUCUCAGUGGAAGGGUUUGAACUAGCUCUUAGAGCUUCCUGUAUUCGACUCAAGAAGCUGAAGUUGCUUAGCACUCUUAUGUUCUUGCUGUCCUCGGAGCUGCUCCAGGUGCUGCAAGCCCGGGGUUGCAAGAUUAGGUGGAUGGAAAAGGCUUUGAUUUUGGAUUAACAUGGACCAUGUUUCUUCUACUUCUACUUCUACUACUUCUAUGGGUGGUCCACCUAGCCAAAGGUGGCUGGCUGUGUGGCACCUGGAAUAGGGUGGAUACAUGAACCAAAACAUCCUCUUCUGAGAAGAUGAAAAGAAUAUUGAAUGGCUAGCAAUUGUACAAGAUAUGAGCUGUAUACCCUUUUCUUUAUCAUUACUCAGCCUGAAACAAAACAUUAGAACCGUUGGUUGGAUAGAUUUCUAGUUUUUGGUUGGCCAAAACGUGGUCCUAGAGAAGAUGUGGAAUCCGCUUUUUAGAAAAGAAUAAAGUGCGGGUGAGCGAAUGAAUGAUGUGGAAUCCAUAUCCAUCAAACAUUUAUCAUUUUAGUGCGUAUUUGAAUAUUUGUGUGAUUCA